GUGCCACGAGUCUACAUUGUAAGUCAGUAAUUUGUUAGUGAGGAAAACCUGCCCGAGGGACAGCCAUCUCGAGCGCGGAGUGAUGGAAGCGGAGGUACGUACGGCGUCGUUGUGCUCUGUGGCAGUGGCCAUUGUUGUAGGUUGAGGAAAGAAUACAAGAAACGGGUAUCAAGCUGUGAAGGCAGAAACAAGACCCAGGGACAAAUCCAGUGCGCGAUGGGGUUGGGAGAUCUGGGGCACGGAGGGCUAAAGAAGGUCCCCUCAAUCUGGGGAAGGUCGACUGAUAUAUGCCCAGGUUGGCCGGUCCGUGAGCUCUGAGCAGAACGACGUGUGCCAGGAGCCCCGGAAGCGUGCACAGCUCUAGCUCCAGACCCAAGCCGUGUUAAUUAUGCCAGAACGGUGCUAAAGCGGGCCAUUCAAAUCACUUUCCCCAUCUUUUCCUCCCCAUGCCGGGUAAAGGAGUGGCCGCGGGCUGCUGGGAUCAGUCGAAUGAACGAUGGCGCUGCAUCGACGCAUCAGCCACCUCUACGGUGGAUCGGCGCCAGUGCCAGUGGACUGAGAGCCGAGGCGCCGGACGACCGACAGCAGACAAAGAGGCCUUCGCGGCGGGUGCGCCAACCGACAUCAUCUUUCGAUGCUCUCAUGAGGCCAUGUUCCUGGCCGCGGGCGCGGAGCCAGCGGAGCAACGGCAGCAGCGAGUGCAGUGCCGAGCUGGUCGCCGUCCAGAGAGCCCGACGUUUCGACGUGCGCGCCGUCCCCUCGAUUCUAGAAGCACGCGUUAUUGUGGUCAUCAAUCUCGUAACUCGGUGCUCUCGCGCCUGCAAAUUAGUGACUCUCGCAUGCCUGCAGACAUUGAUGCCCUGGUCGCAGGGCGACUCGAUAGCGCCGUGCAGUAGUAUGCAUCCGUCGCUCGCGGCGGCAGCAGGGCAGGGCGCGAGUAAGCCGUUUGGACGCGUCGAAAUACAUAACAAACACCACCAGGCAUCGCAUCCAUGGAUGCUUAGGGCUGGUCGCGACUCGCCGAGCUGUGCCUCGCUGUGAUGGGGGCGGGCCGAUGGCGAUGGUGAGCUCUCCGCACCGAUCAGCUGCUUGGUCUCCCGAAGCGAAGCUGCGCUGCGACUUGUCACUGCUGGGCAGCGCGAUCAGAGCUGCAAUUCGCCGGAAGGGGGCGGAAGCAUUAUUUCGAGCAGUCAAGCCGGGCGUUGCUCAAAACAAACGGGCGACGAUGGCAUGCAUGGUGGAGAG
Molecule: messenger RNA, 1245 nt
Organism: Trematosphaeria pertusa
Lineage: Eukaryota; Fungi; Ascomycota; Dothideomycetes; Pleosporales; Trematosphaeriaceae
Exons: 1
Coding region: 490-1041 (183 amino acids)
Source: RefSeq, a predicted model, not a curated record